Messenger RNA from Paramacrobiotus metropolitanus, 3754 nucleotides. RefSeq lists its product as uncharacterized. The transcript has 9 exons. The coding region runs from base 349 to 3429 and encodes 1026 amino acids. NCBI's taxonomy places the organism in Eukaryota, Metazoa, Tardigrada, Eutardigrada, Parachela, Macrobiotidae. The record is from RefSeq and is a predicted model, not a curated record.
UUGUGAUUCUCCAACUCUGCUCGCUUUCCAACUGUUUGUUUAUACCGUGUACAAGUAAACUUGUGAUUUUUUUAAAUUUUAUAUUCUUACAAAUGUAACGGUUUCAGAUUAGUCUUUCGUAGUUUUUCAUCUUUGAAAAAAUUUGACGGGGUUGCAAUCGUUCCACUUUGCUGCUGGCUGCAGUUCUCUGUGUGAGGAAUAAUUCCACUCGCGAAAUUUCCGAAUAACAUUUGUAUUUGUUAUCACUGUUUUGCAGAGUUCCUGGCAUCUUUUAAUUUUUUACAUAUAUUAUUUUCCCCUGCGUUAUCUCCAGAAAUUAUUUGAAAGAAUUCUGCGCACGAGCGGAGAAUGGGAGAAGUGAUGGCGGACGGGACGGAGCUGAUCCUGUCGGAUGACGAGGAUGCGCCCCUGACGGCGCCCCUCAUCACCCUGGACGAUGCGGUGAUCGACGAUCUGCUGGCGGCCUCCACCACCACCCCUACCCCCACCGCCGCCCCGGGGGUCAAGCAGGAGAUGAGCUUGCAGGAGGCCACGCCAGCGGCGGAGCGCCAGGACAGCGAGGAGGAAUUCCCGGGGGCCUACGAAACGGGAGAGAUCCUGCGGCGCCCCGGCCCCGCGCCCCUUAACGGGGAGGAGGGCGAGGGGCGUCCCGCGGAGGAGUCCGAAGAUAUGGAUGUCACGGUCAGUCCCACGCAGCUGCUGGCCGGAAUUGAAGACGGACUGCCGGAUGAACCGUUGCCCAGCACAUCGGGCGCGACGGAUCCCGACGUGGAACCCCCGCCCGCGGCGGCCGGAGAGUCAUACGACCCGGAUAUCAGUAUGGAGCAGCCGAGCAUGGAGGAGUGCUCCCCCAUCAUGACCUCCAGCACCAACGCCGUCAUGAACCUGACGCUGGACGAUCUGGAUGUGGAUGAAGUGGCGGCGCAGCGUCGACAGUCCGCCGCGGACGGUGACGAUGAUAACGAUGUGGAGGACGACGCCGCGUCCGACAAGAGCUACGUGACCAAUGAGGAGGAUCAGACCGCCACCGCCUCCGAGGUAAACGAGCCGGAGGAGGGCGCCGGCUCCGCGGAGCACAUGGAGAAUAUGCUGAAGAGUAUCGGGCUGGAGUCGCGACAAGAUGAUUUGAACGAAGGCAAUGAGCGUCGUGCCGCCGACGACCGCGAGCACUCGUUGGAGAUCGAGGCCCCACCCAUGCGCCCGGCCCCCACCCACUCCCCGGCGCCCUCCGCCGCCUCCAGCGUGCGCUCCGCCACGCCCUCCACCCUGUCGACGCUCUCGGCGGCCAGCGGCAGUCAGGGCCGCCCCCCGGGGUUCGCGCGCCGCACCGGCGGAGUGCCGCCGCGUCCCGAGGCCCCCAAACUCAGCGCCAACUCCACGGCCAAGGCACAGCUGCGUCGCUGCAUCGUCAGCAGCUGCCGGCACUACAAUAAACCGCAGCACGGGGUCUUCCCCUUCCCGCCGCUGGAGGGCCGCGCCGCCGACCGCAACCGCUGGAUGUCGGCGAUUAAUAACAGCGCGGCGCGGAAUCACGCCGUUAGCGGGGCGUAUCUGCUGCAUGACAACACGGCCGGGGUGUGUCGGGAGCAUUUUCGGGAGACGGAUGUGCUGCCGGAUGGGACGCUGCGCAGGGGCUCCGCGCCGGUGCGCUUUGACGUCCGCCCGGGCUACGAGCCGCCGGCCACGGGUAAAUCGCAGUUUGCCAAGAAAUCCGUCGGCCUGCCGGAGCCCAGCACCUCCCGGGCCUGCACGGUGGCCGGGUGUAAAUCGACGAAACCGGGGCAUGUCCACAUGGCACCGCCGGCCCUGGUAGCCAAACCACCGGGCCGCACCAUCAAAAAGACGGUCCCGCUGUCCAGUGUGCCGGUCCCCGUGCCGGUGCGCAGUCAGUCCGUGGCCAAGAAGAAGGGCGGGAUUGUGCGGGCGCCGCAACGCAGCAGCACACGACUGGCGGUGCAGUUAUCGCGCAGCAGGGAAUCGGAGGACGGGGAUUACGAUGCGGAUAUGGACUUCCCCGAUGAACUGCCGGUCGCCGAUGAUGCCGAGCACGUGGCGCAAGCACCGCUGAAGAUCGUCCUGCAGAAGGCGCAGCCCGCCCCACCACCGCCGCCGCCGCCCCGACGGAACGUGGUGGCCGCCGUGGAGGAGGUGUUUGAGGAAGGGGAUGAUGAGGAGGACGAGGAGGAGGAUCCGGUCAAUCCUCGGGAGCCGUUGAAGAUCAUUCUGCAGAAGAUGGUGCCCGUGACGCAGCAGCGACAGAAUGAGCAGCGCGGAUCUACGUCGAAAGGGCCCAUGAUGACGCGCGCUGUACAGGUGCAAGACGAAGAACUGGAGGCGGAUUCGGAUGAGGAGGAAGUGGAGGCCAUCAUCCGCGAGGCGCACGAAGAGAUUGUGGAUCUGCGGUUGAAGGUGGAGGACGCCGAGAGCGCCCUGACCACGGAGAAGUUCAAGGUGGCCCAUCUGGAGGCGCGGGUGGCGGCGUGGAUGCGCGAGCACUUCCAGUGCCAGGCGCAGGAGACGGAGCGCAUCGAGAUGCUGGAUAAAUUGGCACAGUAUUAUCUGGCGCGCGCCAAGAAGGUGGAGGAGGAUAAGCGCGCCGUCGCCGCCGAGGUGGAACUGUUCCGCGCCAAUUAUGUCCGCGCGCAGAAGGAGACGGAGUCGUAUCGCGCCCAGAUUAUUGAGUUGCAGACCACAUCGGCGCGUCAAGUGGAGCUGGUGGUGCAGACCAAGACCAAAAACGAGAAGGAAGCCAUGGAGACGAUCGCCUCGCUGCGCCGGCAGCUGGCCGAGAGCGUCAGCGCCAACCAGACGGCGCGCAAGACCUACGUCAACCUGCUGAACAAACUGGGCAUCCCCGUGCCCGACGAGAUCGCCGCCCUGGCCGACGCCGGCACCGUCAACCGCAACGCCACCACCACGUCACCGGCCAAGGCCACGCCCGCCAAGAAAGCCACGGCGGCCGCCAAGAAGAAGGCGGCGGAAUCGGCUGCCGCGGCGUUGACCCCGCCGGCCAAAACCGCGCCCCCGCCGACCCCCGUGGCGGCCGCGCCGGUGACCGCCAGUCAGCCGGUGACGCCCAGCGCGUCGUUCAAUCCGCGGCAGACACGACAGCGACAACGCGAGCAGGAGGCUGCCGCGGCGCAGCAACAACAGCAGCCGCCCGUGAUGGUGCAGCAGCCGAUGGCGGGGUACGGCGUGCAGCCGCCCCAUGGCGGGUGGAACGGGUAUGGGCAGGCGCAGACGUCGGUCAUCCAGCAGACGCCGGGCGGGAGUGCCUUCAGCCAGCCCACCUAUCAGGCGCAGCCGGAGACCAGCGGACGGAAGCGCGGACGGCCGCGUCGCGAGGACACCGAGCCGGCCAUUCCCUCGCCCAAGAAGCCGCGCGAGAGCUCCGUCGACCGGGCCGUGCGCUAUUUGAUGAGCUUGUGAAGAAGUCCCUGCGGAAAUUUUGUUGGUCUGACGAAGAAACAAGUGCGCAUGAUGAGUCUGGAUGGAUCGUUCCUCGUAGUUUUUAAUCGUUUCCAGCGCUGGGCGAAUUUCACAUCAUUUUAUACUGAAAAUCACUUUGAUCUUUUCACAAGAAUGCGGCAUGAUGCGGCUGAAAAUGGCUGUUUGUUUAUAACUUGGAAAUAAUCGCGGUAUUUGUUGGGUAUUAUUUUUGUUAGUGUUUGUUCUUUGGAAUGAAAACAUGACUGCUUGUUGUACGAGAUAUGAAUGACUUUGGAUUUGUAUGAUUAAAACUUAUUCGGAUUAA